AGCAAACACUUUAAAGCAUCACCACUGACACUGCGGAGAAGAUCCACUAAACUCCCUUCCAGUUUGGUUAUUUCUGUGAAUUCUUCAUCAGACGUAGCCAACAGAAAAUCUGUCAUGUGUUCUCAAGGCUCAGACAGCGAGGCCUUCAUUCCAUUUGAUAGUUCCGGACUGCUUAGUGAUUAUAACAUCCUAGAGAUGUGUGCUGAUGGAUUGGCACUUCAGAGUGUUCUGCUUUCAUGUAAUCCCGAGGAUCUUGUAAAGAAACGAUCAGCAAUGAUUGAUGUUACCAGAAAAUGCAAGUGGUCACUGCUCAAUAUAGUAGAACCAGUAGAAAUCAGUGCAAGUUUUACCUCUCAUUGUCAAGAGCAAUCAGCCAGAGUCCUACUGGAGAAUGGAGGAUACAGCACAUACCAGGAAUUAAUUAACAUUGUGGACAAGAACACGAUUCUAGAAGUAGACAGACAAGAUGGCCAUGUUCAUGAUAGAAAAGUAGAAGAAUCACACCCACCAUACAUGUGUGAGUGGAAGAAAUAUUUAACUCCAGUAGCGACCUGCACAUUCAGCUGGACUGAUCUUCUUCUCUGCCCAUCAGUGAUAGCUGACCUGAAAAAACUGGAAAACACAAAAUGUCAGCAAGACAACGAUACGCUAUGCAAGGAUAUCCUGGAAAAGUACGGCUCUCAUGUGAGUACAAGCAACACGUUUGGUGGAAUAUAUGGAGUGAAAGUGGAAAGCACAAAGUUUAGUGAAGAGUUCAGAGAAACAAGAAGGCUGUUAAAGGAGAUUGUAGAUGAAGUUGACUUCUCAACAGAUACAUCAGCAUUUCAGGAACAAUUUAAUCAUCUGAACAAUGGAGAACUUGCAGAAAACUCCACAUUAUCUUUACAAAUCUUAGGAGGCCCAGAUCACUUUCUUGCCUUGGAGGACUGGAGAAAAGGCCUUCAGUCUGCCAGCAGCACAUGGAAAGUUAUAGACAGAGGACCUUUGGACCAAUAUGUGCCAGUGUGGAGGAUCAUAAGUUUAAACCAUAAAAAUGAUUUUAUUCAUUAUGAAGCUGUAUCAGAUAUGAUAAAAAGAUAUUGGGAAAAAGAGACUGGAGUGCAGGAUACUAGCAGUGACCUUGAGAAAUUAAUGACUUGUGAAGAUUUGGUGCAAAGUCUGAUUGAAAAUGCAGAAAUAUGGAGCAGACUGUCAGAAGACCAAUUCACUGAGAAGUGUGUCGAGUUUCUCACUGAAUUCACUAAAGUGCACUUUCAGUUAUGGAUGAAUCAAUCUGAUGAAACUGAUCUCUACUGGCGUCAAAAUGUUAUUUGUCACAACACCAUUCAGGACUUCCUCAUGAGGCUGGUCAGCUGUUUGGACUCAAAAGAUUUUCCUUCUUUACUGAAAGUAGCUUUAUUUGAGCAAAUACAAAACUUAGUUGAGAAGUACAUUUUUUCAAAUCCUACUUCCUUUUCAUGUUUAAACACAAUAUUAUCAUAUAUAAACAGGUAUGUGACUAUUGAAGAAGGAAAACAGUUUUCCACUUAUGAUGAUGAAAAUCGACUGAUUUCCAGAAUCAAAAAACAAGUCUUAUACAUCACUCCUACAAAUGAACUCAUCACAGAAAUGCUCCUCUAUAAUGUUCUUGUAGCUCUCAUCAGACUGAAGCAGAUUUUGGCCAAGACAGAUGAAGGACAUCUGCAGUAUCUGAUCACAGCCAUCUUCUAUGAGAAUUUAAAGAGUGAGGUUCCAUUAAAGACUGAUGUGUGUGUUAGAAAAUGGAAAUCAAUGACUGAUAAAAUCCUCAAACUAGAACACCAUAUAAAAGAGCUCCGGGGAAUGAGCAAAGAAGAAGGACAAGCAUCUGUGUUCAUAAUAGCACUGGAAGACAAAGAACUUUUGGACAAUAGUAAAAAAGAAGCAGAAUCAGUGAUCCAAACCCUUAUGGAAGACAUGGGCUCUGAACUGUGUGCAUCUCUUGAACAGCUAAUUGAGAAAUAUACUGGAAAUUCUGCUGAAUUAAAAGACGAGUUAAACUUAAUCAGAAAACAGAGCAUCACUCAGACAGAAUUAAUGAAAUGCAAAUUGUGUGAAAUCGGAGAGCUGGUAUGUCAUGAUGUGUCUAAACAGCCAGAGCACAAGGGGCACUCGGUAAACACGAAUGAAGUUUUAGAAACACUUGGCUUAGAAGAAUACUGCAAUGAGAAACUCAGCAUGAGACACAUUAAGAAGAUCAGCUCACAAACAAUACAAUCAAACAAACCAUCAGAACUUCAAGAGGUCCCGUGGUGUUUCAUUCAAAAGCUCAUGAUGGUACAUUCAGGUGCAUUGAAGCUGAAGUGCCUAGAAAGUCAAUGUGCUAAAAAACAUAAAGGCCAGUUAGAAGAUGAAGAAAACGAAGAUGACUGGCUGCUUUCUGAUGAUACAGAGGACACACUUGUCUUAAAUCCACUUGACGUUAUAGUUGCCGUUUUUAUGUGUUCUGAUCACUUUGUUCGACAGGAGCUGGUGCAGAAAAUGUCAAUGUGCCAGAUUUCAGUGCCCUUCUUGUUACCAAAUUUUAAUGGCAGUAGCUACAUUCUUCAAUGGGCACUACGUGCUAUUAGGAAAAAAUGGUAUCAAAUAUUAGAAGGAAAUAAAAUUUCUGUUAUUGAGAAGGACAUCGUAACACACCAAAUGCUCGCAGUCACAUUUAUCAGAUUGGGGGAUCUCCAGCGUUCAAAGUCGGCCUUCCUCAACAGUCUCCUCUGUGGCUCUCAGGGUCAUCACAAUUUCUAUAUUCAUUCUGAAAUGGAAGGUGGAGAUGUUUCACGUAAAAUUUCCAGUGGCCUUGUUGAGCUCAGCUGGUAUUUACCACAAGAAAAGGAAAAUGAAGGGCGGUUAUUGGAGCCAAUGGUGGUGAUGAACCUCAGAGGAGAUGCAAAGUCGCUGUCCACACAGGUGGGCUUUCUUUCUGAGGUUUCCUCAAUGAUCUUUGUCUUUGUGGAUGAUAUUGGAGAAAAAGAGGAGAAUGUGAUUGCUACUCUUUCAAAGUCCAAAUCAAAUUUCUUUUUGUUAUUAAAUAUUACAAGUAACAAAACAGAAGCAGUUACAAAAAGACUGAAACAUUUAAAGUCAAUAUGUGAAAUCACAAGAGAUAACGUUUUAGUACGUGGAAAGAAAAACAAUGAGGAGUUUGUAUCUGCUGUUUGGUCAGCCAUAUGUAAAGCAGAGAGAAGAUACGUAACCUUAGAAGGAAUGUCUGGUGCUUGCCGUAAAAUGGGCUUUUACAUUGACGAAGAUUACCCGCCAUGCAAGACUGGAAGAGAAAACGCUGACAAAGUUCUUUCUGAUCUCAACCCUGAUAAGAUUGUUGAGCUUAAAGAAAAAAUAUUUCCUUUCCAAGGGCUGCACUGGCAUGAAUUCUCUAGAAUUGACAAGGAAUAUCAAAGAUUAAAGAAUACUGGCAAAAAAACACCUUUGGAAUACGCUAAGGGAUUAGAACAGAAAAAGAAGGAGCUUCGUCAGAAGCAGUUGGAAAAUGAGCUUUCACCUGCUAUUAAGAUGUUUAUUGAAGCUCUCCUGGGGAGCACCAAUGACGAGCGACUCUUCUUUCUGCACUGGAUGAAGUUCAAACUGGACUCCAUUUCCUUAACAAUCCUACCAAAGAUACAAGAAAAGCUGGUGACUCAAAUUACAGGAACACAUGAGAAGGAACAAUUACUUAACAGGCUGAGCAGGAGCUCCAUGGGAUUAGAGCACUUCCUGCGUGAAAUCGGUCAGAUUUAUGAGGCCUCGUUUUAUUGUAGUGAUCCUGACUUGAAGAAACACUUAACUAAAUUACCAAGUGCUGCGGCUGACAUGUUGCUUUCUGGAUUUCCAGUUGAACUCAUUGAUGGAGAUGUCUCCAAUAUUCCCAUAAGAUGGGUGUCAGAUGUUUUAAAACAAGUCCAGAUAAAAACACAUCCUGACACUCGAAUUUUUGUCUUGUCAGUUCUCGGUUUACAAAGCACUGGUAAGUCCACACUUCUCAACACCUUGUUUGGCCUGCAGUUUGCAGUGAGUGCUGGGCGGUGCACACGGGGGGCUUUCAUGCAGCUCAUCUGUGUGGACCAACAUAUGAAAGCUGAGCUUGGAUGUGAUUACAUUAUGGUGAUCGACACAGAGGGGCUGAGAUCAGAGGAAUUAUUGAGAGUUACAAACAAUUAUGAACAUGACAAUGAACUGGCGACACUGAUAACUGGACUAAGUGACAUUGUCUUAGUAAAUCUGUCAUCAGAAUCCAAUUCAGAAAUACAGGAUAUUCUCCAGAUCAUUGUCCACGCCUUAAUAAGGAUGAAGGAAGUUGGGAUUAAACGAAGCAUUUACUUCAUUCACCACAAUGUCUCUGACCUCUCCGCCAAUGUCCUCAAUUUGUCAGGAGUCACACAGCUUUUGAAACAACUUGAUAUUCUCACACAAAUGGCAGCAAAACAGGAAAACAAAGAAGAAACUUACACUAAAUUUUCUGAUGUGAUUCAUUACGACAUCAAGAAGACAAUGAAAUACAUGCCAGGGUUGUGGCACAGUCCGCCGCCGAUGGCAUCUGUCAGUAGCAGGUACAGUGAGAAAGUGUUUGAACUGAAACAGGAGCUGGUGGAGCACAUUAAACAACAAAGAAAGAAACGAUUACCAUUAACAAUCUCAGACUUCAUCACCUUAAUGGAGGACUUCAGCAAUGCGGUCAAAUCAGAGGAUUUCAUAUUCAGUUUUCAGAACAGUCUGGCGGCUGUUGCAUAUUCAAAACUCUCAUCUGAGUACAGCAAAUGGAAAUGGGAAAUUCAGAAAAGCUUCACAGAGUGGAAGGAAGAAGCAGAGCGGAGAAUUAAAAACUGUGACGAGAUUGAUAAUUUAGUGCCUGCAUUAAAAAAUGAGGCUGAUGAGUUCACAAGGAAGCAGGAACUGAAAGGACUUGAGAAACUUCAGGACUAUUUCACCAGUGAUGUUAAUAACAGAGAACUAAUUGAAAGCCACAAACAUCAUUUUGAGGUGAACAUUAAGACACUUUGCUUGGAAUGUAAGGGAAAUGCUGAGAGGAAAUGUGAAGAAUUCAUCAAACUUCAUCAAAGUCUUAUUGAUUUUCAAAAGCUAAUUCAUAAAUAUGGAGAAGAGAUUGAGCAGAAAGUUAAUGAGCUGGUGCAAAAAUGUAAACUGGAGGAAAGUGAACUUACUGAAAUUCAACUUAAAGAAGAAUUUGAGAAGAUGUGGGAAAAAAAUGUGAAGUCCUUUAAAAUGCCAGCAGAUCAUGUCAACAUCAGAGCUGACAUGGAGAACGCUCUAAUGGCCGAUGAAUCAAAAAGGAAAGACAUAAAGGAAAAACUGAGGGAAUCUCACCUCUCACAAAUGGAAUAUAAAUAUUUCAUCGCCACAGAUAAACAUGUGAACACCAAGUCUUCUUACUUGUAUAAUUCAUGGGAAUUGACUAAGCAAACUGUGUCAGAUAUUAAAGGAAAGGCACAUUCAUGGUGGAAUAAAAAUACAACUGAGAUGGUAGCCAGUAAUGCAGAUAAAGAAAUUGGCUCAAUGAGGUUUGAAGGUGGUCUCCAAGAAAAGGACAUCCAGAGAACAGUCAGUAAAGAAGGUCAUCAUGUGAAUAAAUCGUGGCGCUCUAAUGCUCAUGUCAUGAAGGUUCAGAAGACUGCAGACUCUCUAAUAAGUAAGUGUAACAAGUACCUGGCCGACUUGAUAGAUAAGACCACAGAUUACGAUCAGAGUUACUGCACAGGUGUCAUUAAAGAAAUAGACAAGCAAAUUAAGAAAUUAGGGGAAGGCAAUAAAUUGGUUAACAGCCAGUUUCAUGUGGACAUCAAGCUGCACAUCUGUGGAACAGCAGUAUAUCAUUUUCAGGAAAUGCAUGACAAGUUUAUGAGAGAACAUAAUGUAGUAGAUAAACUUCAAGAAAGUAAAGAUGCUUACUGGGAAACAUUUAGUGAGAUGUAUCAUGAACGAGAUCUGAGUAAGAAGGUGACAAAUCAGUUCUACAACUUGUGUCUCAAGCCGUCCCUCAUAGACGAGAUCCAAAAGCAGCUCUCAAGGCGCAUUUUAAAACAAAUGAGACAGACGUGGGCACCAGUUGUUCUUGAAAACAUCACCAAUUUUCAAUUGUCCCUCCUGGUCAGCCUGCAUGAUGGAGAGGACUUUGAGGCCUACAAGGCGUACAUCACGGACAACGAUUGGUUUGCUGAAGAGUGGCUGGCGGCGCAGGCAGAGGAAUUCUGCAGAAGUAAGCUGAACGGCAAAACACAAUUUUCUUUAUUGUUAGAGGAGAUAAUAAGCAGUCUUUCUGAGAAACUGAUGAAAAUCCUGGAUACAAAGGAAGUAAAGGAAGUAAACACAGGUAAAGAACUACUGCAUAUGCUAAUGAAAGAAAUGGAAAAGAUAAUGGUCCUAAAGAAAGAAAACCUAGGCAAUAUUAUGUUUAAGAACAUGGGCGAUGCAUCACAUCUCAUUGAAAAUCUGCGUGAAGCAAUACAAGUGUUACAGAAGGAAGUGAUAGAAGAAGCAAACAAAUGGGAUCCCAGCUCUAAAGUAAGACGUCUGCCCAAUCCACCACACAAGGAAAUGAUGAGCUUUUUGAAGGGCUGUGGGAAGAAAUGUCCAUUUUGUGGGACACCAUGUGAGCUGGAAGGGAAUGACCACCAACAUUAUUCAAGAAACCAUCGAGUACUGACCAUUGAAAAAAAGGCAAAACAUCAUCACCUCUCAAGCAGAACAAGACUUCAAAAAUUUAACUUUGUAUUUUGGAGAAAAGCACAUCAGAAGACAGUCAACUGCAUAUUUCACAAAGUCCCCAUGAAAGGAUAUGAAGUGCACAGCCUACUAAAUGAUAAUUGGGGUCAACUUUACAAAGACUACACUUCCAUUUACUGGCAGUUUGUUUACAAAAAAUAUUAUAAAGAGUUUGCACAAUGGCACAAGCAUGAGCCUGUCAGGAUAAGAGUUAAUAUAACAAAGCAUGAUGUGAAAACCCACCUGGAAAAAGUCUAUCAGGUACACCUUGAUGGUCUGAAGAUUCACGAAUCAAAAACAACAAUCUCAAGAGUGAUAAGCAAAUGGAAAGAAAUGAAGGUAACUACCAAAAAUGAAAAGUUGUAAAAUAAGUUUUAGAUGAGAGCUUCAAUUUGAAAAUGUGAGGGAUAUUAAUCUGCCUAAUGUGUCCUACUGCAGUCUCCUGACUCAAGAUGAUUAACAGCUUCUCAUCAUAUUACACAAAAGAAAUCACUGAAUGAACACGCAUUGGUGGCUUUUGUCCUCUCAGAUAUUUUUCCUGUUCUUGUAACUUCAAUAAAUCAAUGUCUCAAGUCAAUGUCUGUUUGAUGCCAUUCAUUUCAAGACCUGGAAGACAUGGAUUAUUUGAGGACUGUUAUGUAUAACCACGGUCAUUGAUGCCAAUAUAAGUAAGACAAGUAAACUCCUGGGACAAUGCCCUGUUUUGACUAAGCUUAUUGUUGGGAGGAAUGCUCUAGAGGACCGUAUAUAUUAACAAGGGGUCCUGGUGAUUUCUGAUUGCCCCAUUAACUCCUAUCUAUAUCCUCCGAUUCUAUGUAAUUAUUUUGGAAAGAUACCACAAAUGUUACUUGUUAGUCUUUACUCUUUAUUAGUUUUAUUUUAUUUUAAAUACUGUAAUCAUUUGCUAUACA
Erpetoichthys calabaricus (reedfish) is the source of this 7640-nucleotide messenger RNA. Its product is annotated as interferon-induced very large GTPase 1-like. The transcript has 2 exons. Gene Ontology annotation, molecular function: GTP binding. NCBI's taxonomy places the organism in Eukaryota, Metazoa, Chordata, Cladistia, Polypteriformes, Polypteridae. The coding region runs from base 115 to 7095 and encodes 2326 amino acids. The record is from RefSeq and is a predicted model, not a curated record.